Molecule: messenger RNA, 4056 nt
Organism: Spodoptera littoralis (African cotton leafworm)
Lineage: Eukaryota; Metazoa; Arthropoda; Insecta; Lepidoptera; Noctuidae
Source: the annotation of a GenBank genome assembly
AUGUUGAGAAUCAAACUUAACAAUAACAAUGCUAGGUCGUCACAACGUGGAAAUGCUGAAGCUUUGUUCCCAUCAGACGAUGAAGUGCAACAGCGGCCUGACCCGGAGAAAAUGAAGCAGAAGAAGAGAAAACAUACGUCUUCGUCGUCAUUAAUAUCUGCGCCGAGUACAUCCAGGGAGAGUCCAGCUCCCGCUCGUGUCACAUCACCACCACCGGUAAAAGUCAAGAAACCUGCUAUCAAGCCUAUCCCACCGAAGAAAGCAACGGUCCGGGAUAUCUUCGGAACCGACAGCGAAGAUGAAGACCAGGAUCAACCUGUUACUGGUAAACCUAUUCAGUUGUUGCAGUCAUAUAUGACUCGAAGGCUUGCUAAUGGGCACUCUCGCCAAACAUGUGACACCAAAAAAGGGUCACACUAUAUUGAACUAAAGGUAUACAGUUGCAACGAAAUUGAAAAGGUGACGCCUAUGAAUCGGUGGCGCCACGCUAUUGUUUGCGUGAAAAACAAAACAGACGAAAACACGGAAGCGUGGCAACAUCUUAUUCCUUCAAGUUCUGUCAUCAGAUCUAAUAAUAAUUUAUUGAAAUGUGUUCACUGUCAAAUUGAAAUACCGAAAAACGAAUAUCAAUAUCAUAUAAGAACUAAUUUACAUAAAUCGAAUAGCAUACUGAAAUCUGAAUUUAAGAAUAUCGAUAUCAUUGCUACAGCUUUUAAAAACAGAAUAAUAACUUACAGACUUAAUCCAUCAGAGAUGUAUCUCACACCAGAGGUAUUCUUAAUAGAUAAUCAGAAAGAUGUAAUGAAUUUAUUGAAUGUUUGUCUUAAGAAACAUAACUGUAUUAAAGUGAACUUUGAACUUUUCGCUUACUUUGUUCUGCCAUCAACUGGUGAACAUGAACUGAAAUCAUUUAAUAGUAAAUAUGAAUUAGUUUAUCAUAGUACUGAUAUAAAUGAUCUAUAUUUAAAUUUAAUAAAUACUUUUAAUAGAAAACUAUCUGAAUUUCAACACCGUGAAUCUGGCUGGUCUUGCCUCCUUAUAAAUCAUCUGGAGAUUAAUGUAAAUAAAUAUAAUCCUUUAAGAGGUGGAUCAUAUAUAGAAUUGCCAAAUGUACUUAAACGAUCUAAAAGCUGUAUUAACAUACAAAACAAUGAUAAUCAUUGCUUCCUAUGGAGUAUUGUGGCAGCAUUAUUUCCACAAAAGAGAAAUGUUUGUAGAACAAAAUCAUAUCCACACUAUUCUACAGUACUAAAUGUAAGUGAUAUGAUGUUUCCACCAUCAAACCCAGAUAUUAGACAUUUCGAAAAAAUAAAUUCCGACAUAAGUGUGAAUAUUUAUGGCUUAGAUAGCAAACACAUUGUAACUGGCCCUUUAUAUGUCACUAAAUCAAGAAAGCGUAAUCAUGUAAAUUUAUUAUAUAUUGAAAAAAAUGGAAAAGGUCACUAUUGUUUAAUCAAAGACCUUUUACGACUAGUGAAACGGCAAAUUACUCAUCACAAAGGUAAAAUGUUUUUUUGUGAUUUAUGUUUACAAUGUUUUGCAAGCUCGAAGAAGUACAACUCACAUAUAUGUAAUAAACUACGGACAGUACUGCCGGGUAAAAAUACUAUUCUACAGUUUAAAAAUUAUGAAAAGCAACAAAAAAUAAACUUUGUUAUUUAUGCAGACUUUGAAAGCCUUCUAUUAAAUCGUAAUGAUCUUAUAACGGAGAAUACUCGAAUAUAUAAAGCUCAUCAACCCUCUUGUUUCGGUUAUUAUAUUUGUUGCUCACACGACCGCAGUUUGAAUAAAUAUGUGACGUAUAGAGGUCCAGAUUGUGUAGAAAAAUUUGUUACAUAUUUGCUAAGCGACAUGGAAAUGAUUUAUAAUAUAUUAUCAAAAGAGCUGCCUAUGUCACCUUUAACAAAAGAUCAAGAAAAAAACUUUAAUAACGCCACCGUGUGUUACAUAUGUAAACAACUAUUAUUUGAUGAUAAGGUGAGAGAUCAUGAUCAUGUGACAUCGCAAUACCGAGGUGCUGCACAUUCUCAUUGUAACAUAAUGCACAGAGUUUGUUCAUUUGUGCCAGUGGUUUUUCAUAACUUGGCUGGUUAUGACUGUCAUCUUUUCAUCAAAGAACUGGCAAAAUAUGAAGGUUAUUUUAAAAUAAUACCGAAAACUAAAGAAAAAUAUAUAUCUCUUACUAAAAUAAUUCAAACCAAACAGAUAAAAUUUAUCGAUUCUCUCCAGUUCCUUAACUCAAGCUUGGAUGUCUUAUCUAGAAAUUUAAAUGAUGAUGAGUUCAUACAUUUAUCGGAUGAAUUUCACGACGCGGACUUGUUGAAAUUAUUGCAACGUAAGGGUAUUUACCCUUACGAUUAUAUGGAUUCUUUUUCAAAAUAUGAUGAAAAUUGUUUACCCCCGAAAGAAUGUUUUUAUAAUAGUUUAAAAUAUGAACACAUAACCGAUGACGAUUACAAGCACGCGAAACAAAUAUGGCAAAGUUUUAAAUUAAAAUCUCUUGGAGAGUAUACAGACUUAUAUUUAAAAACUGAUGUUUUGUUACUUUGCGAUAUAUUUGAAAAUUUUAGAGACACUUGCUUACGAUAUUAUAAUCUUGAUCCAGCUUAUUAUACCACUGCACCGAGCUUGAGUUGGGAUGCCAUGAUGUUGUAUACAAAGGUCCAAUUAGAGCUAAUUAGUGAUUUAGAAAUUUAUGAAUUACUGGAAAAGGGGAUACGGGGAGGGUUAGCUCAGUGUUCUCUUCGUAAUGCAAAGGCUAAUAAUAAAUACUUACCGAAUUUUGAUGGCUCUCAGGAAUCAACUUUUUUGAUAUAUCUCGACUGUAAUAAUUUAUAUGGAUAUGCGAUGACAAAAAAAUUGCCAAUAUCUGACUUCCGGUUUUUGUCACCUGCUGAAAUAUAUGCAAUUAAUAUAACCAAUGAACCGGAUGACUCAGAUUAUGGAUAUAUUUUAGAAGUCGAUUUGUCUUACCCAGAUCAUUUACAUAAACAUCACCAGGAUUUACCUUUUGCUCCAGAAAAGUUUAUUCCUCCAGAUGGUAAAACUCCAAAAUUAAUUGCAAGCCUGUACGAUAAAUUCAAAUAUGUCAUACAUUACGUUCAUUUAAAAGAAUGUUUAAAGAAUGGUCUUGUUUUGAAAAAAAUUCACCGUGUACUCACAUUUAGACAAGAAAACUUUUUACAGGAAUACAUUGACUUGAAUACUCAUUUACGUCAAAGAUCAACGUCAUCGUUUGAAAAAAACUUAUUUAAACUGAUGAAUAAUGCGAUUUUUGGUAAAACUAUUGAAAAUAGACGAAAACAGGUAAAUAUUAAAUUAGCUACUACUUGGAAUGACAAGAACAAUAAGACAAACAAACAUCUUAGUGCUGUAAACUUAAUUUCAAAACCUAACUUCAAAAACAUAACAAUAUUUUCUAAAAACUUUGUAGGUAUUCAUUUAAGCCCCGAAAAAUUAAAUCUCGACAGACCCAUAUAUAUUGGUUUUACGGUUUUAGAGUACGCAAAACAGCAUUUGUAUAAGUUUCACUAUGAUUAUAUAAAAAACAAAUAUAAAAACAAAGCAAGGUUGUGUUAUACUGAUACUGAUAGUUUGCUUUAUUUUAUAAAAACACCAGAUUUAUACCAAGAUAUGAAACAAGACAUUUCAAAUUUUGAUACCAGUAAUUUUGAUGUAAACAAUAGUUUUGAAAUGCCUAGAGUCCACGCACAAAUCCCAGGCCUAUUUAAAGAUGAGCUCGCGGGUGACAUUAUUACAGAAUUUACUGGGCUUAGAGCUAAACUAUACUGUAUAAAAAGUUUAAAUGGGGAAACUAGAAAAGCCAAGGGUGUCAAUAAGUCAAUCACAAAGCGAUUACGAUUAUAUAAUUAUAAUAAAGCUCUACUUAGUGACAGUACAUUUAAAUGCAAGAUGAACACUAUUAAAUCUAUAAAACAUAUGUUGUUUUCUCAGGAAAUAAAUAAAAUAGUUAUUAAUAGAACUGAUGAUAAGAGACAGAUACUAUUAAAUCAAAUAGAUACAUUACCAUGGGGUCAUUGUAAUACUAUAUUUUAG